This is a messenger RNA of Cordyceps militaris CM01, 1077 nucleotides long. Its product is annotated as ser/Thr protein phosphatase. Gene Ontology annotation, molecular function: hydrolase activity. Bases 1 to 1077 code for a protein of 358 amino acids. The record is from RefSeq and is a predicted model, not a curated record. Lineage: Eukaryota; Fungi; Ascomycota; Sordariomycetes; Hypocreales; Cordycipitaceae. The transcript has 3 exons.
AUGGUGACAGAAGAUGGGAUGAAAAUUCGACUGACUCGUCGCACCCGCAUAGUUUGCAUAUCAGAUACGCACAACUGCACCGUCAAGCUCCCCCCGGGUGAUGUUCUUAUUCAUGCGGGCGAUAUCACCAACCAGGGUAGCUAUUCAGAGCUCUCCAAAGCUGUCAAAUGGUUAGAAGAGCUGCCAUACGAGGCCAAAAUUAUUAUUGCCGGCAACCACGACAUUACUCUCGAUGCCGACUUUUACGCGAGGCACUGUCAUGAGUUUCAUAAUAACAAGAUUGAGUCCCAUGAGGAGUGUUUAUCCUUGUUCAAGAACUCGCCGUCACUGACCUACUUGCACCACGAAAUGGCAACCGUCCGGCUGUCCUCGCCGACUGGGCCGCGCACCGAGUUUACCGUCUUCGGGUCGCCCCUUGCACCAGCCUUUCGUAACUGGGCAUUUUACUACCCACCGUAUCACGAGGUCUCGUCCUCGCAUGAAGACUAUUCUAGCCGGGCCGCAGACACAGACGACGGGUAUCGUGCCUCACCGUGGGAUGACAUCCCAGCGUCCGCCGACCUUGUGGUGACUCACACACCGCCGCGCGGCCACUGUGACGAGCGUGGCGGCGUCGACCGUCCCGCAGGCUGUGAGGCCCUUCGUCGUGCGCUCUGGCGUGUGCGCCCGAGGCUGGCCAUCUGCGGCCACUUGCACGAGGGUCGAGGCGUGUCGCGCGUACGGUGGGAUCUGCACCGCGCUUAUGGGGAGCUGGAAAGCGUCGCGGCGGCGUGGCAGGACACGGGCGCGGGUAGCGGCAACAAAAUUAGUCUCGUUGAUCUAACGGUCAAAAAGGCAAGUUGGCCGCUGGAUAAUGAUGGCUUAUGGCAGGAAGAUGGCGGCCGCGCAACCUUGGCUAACGAGAAUCGUGGUGAGGGUUCUCCGUCAGGCGGAUUUGCGCCGGGCUGGUAUGGGCGGAGGGAGACGUGCGUUGUUAAUGCGGCAUUAUUGAAGAGCAAGUUUCCACAUACAGGUGGGAAGCAGUUUUACAAGCCCAUUGUGGUAGAUCUUGAUCUUCCUGUCGUUGACGGGGGCUGA